GAGAAAGGGGGAAGGGAUUGGGGGAAGAGGGGAGGACCUAUAGCUAUACACUCCUCCCACAUGAACCAUGGCCUAUCAAGUCGGACCCACAACCCUUCAUGAGAGAGAGAGAGAGAGAGAGGAAUAAUACUGGAGUACACUUUCUGUAAUUUAAAUUUUCAAGGAAAGGAAUGAUCACUUUCUGCAAUCCUAGUAUUAAUCUUUCAAGGAAUAAUCACUUUCUGUUAUAGGCUACAAGAAAUCUGUCGAGUGUUGGGCAAGGAUGGCACACAUAGCUAGCUAGGCUACUUUUCCCUCUCUAAGAUAUACAUACAUAGUUACAUACAUAUAUACAUACGUACAUAUAUGUAUAUAUAUAUAAAGUUUAAUUAAGGGAAUCAUCUAAGUGUGGUUCUCAUAAUGGCAUGUAAUCCAACAGAUCCUAUUAAUUUCCACUUUAGAGAGCUUUACACACAGCAUGAGUUAUUUAAGAGUAAUCUUUAAGGGGGUAGCUUUCAGUAGCCAUGAUUACAACACCCCAAAAGCACUGCAAAACUUCAGAAAUUCUGCAUUUUUCUCAAAACAAAAACCACGUAAAAGGCCACUGCUCCAGUGCCCUCCCCCCCUCCACCUUUCACCGAAAAGUGCAGACUGCGCACCUACAUUCCCCUUGACUUUAGAUUUAUACCCAAAUUUUUAUAAUAAACACUACUCAUUAAAGUAUGUAUCAAUAACCCAUCUCCACGCUUUAAUCCUGCAUGGGUUCAUCUCAUCACUUUCAUCUCACUCCAGCUUUUCUCUUUCCUCAAGAGAGAGAGAGUGAGAGACAAACAGAGAAAGAGAGAGAAAGAGAGAGAGGGAGAGAGCUCCGUAACCCUCCUGCGUGAAGAAGAAUAGUAAAUCCAAUUUUGGGUUUGUGGCUGAUUUGGAUUUGGUUGCUGAGUUUUUAGUGGAAAGGUUGAAUUGUGAAGUUCUCAGGGAGAUGGGUGUAGUUACUGUUGGAGAAAUGAAACCAAGCAUCUCAGGGAAGAGGUCAUUUCGUCCAUGCCCAAGUGCAAGGCAUGCCACUGAAUGGCCAAUUUCUGAUGUUUCAAGUGAUCUUUCUAUUGAAGUUGGAGCAGCAAGUUUUGCACUUCAUAAGUUCCCUCUUGGUUCUAGGAGCGGAAGAAUCCGAAAGUUGUUGUUGGAAGCAAAAGAUUCAAAGGUUACACGAAUUCAUCUCCCUUCUGUUCCAGGUGGACCAGAGGCAUUUGAACUGGCUGCAAAGUACUGUUAUGGAGUGAACAUUGAGAUCUCGCUGUCAAAUGUUGCGAUGCUACGUUGCACAGCUUAUUAUCUGGAAAUGACUGAAGAAUUUGCUGAGAAGAACCUGGAAACCCGCACAGAGGUGUAUCUGAAAGAGAUGGUGCUCUCAAACAUAUCAAGCUCGAUUGCUGUUCUUCAUCAGUGUGAAACUCUCUUGCCCAUUUCAGAAGAAAUCAACCUUGUCAGCAGGAUUAUCAAUGCUAUUGCAAAUAAUGCAUGCAAAGAGCAACUCACCUCUGGCUUGUCCAAACUUGAGCACAAUUUCCCUGCAAAGCCUACCCCAAACAUGGAAACUGAACCACCCUCAGACUGGUGGGGAAGGUCACUUGCAGUGCUCAAUCUUGAUUUCUUCCAACGGGUUCUAUCGGCAGUAAAAUCGAAGGGUCUGAAACAGGACAUGAUCAGUAAAAUUUUGAUAAACUAUGCCCAUAAUUCUCUUCAGGGUCUUGUUGUCCGGGAUCCUCAAUUGGUCAAAGAAUGUUUGUUGGAUUUGGAAUUGCAGAAGAAACAAAGAGUCAUUGUUGAAGCAAUGGUUGGUUUAUUACCAACCCAAUCAAGAAAGAGUUCUGUUCCAAUGGCAUUUCUUUCAAGCUUAUUGAAAAAUGCAAUAGCUGCAUCAGCUUCUAUUUCUUGCAGAUCUGACUUAGAAAGGCGGAUAGGUCUGCAACUGGACCAGGCAAUACUCGAAGACAUCCUUAUCCCUGCAAAUUCCCAUGGAAAUAGCCAUAGCCCUCUCUAUGAUACAGAUUCAAUCUCAAGGAUAUUUUCUAUGUUCUUGAACUUGGAUGAAGAUGAUGAUGAGGAUGGUCACUUGAGGGAUGAGAGUGAAAUGGUUUAUGAUUUUGACAGCCCUGGAUCACCUAAACAAAGUUCAAUUCUUAAGGUGUCGAAGUUGUUGGACAGUUACCUUGCAGAGGUUGCUCUUGAUUCAAACUUGACGGCAUCAAAAUUUAUAGCACUAGCUGAACUACUUCCAGACCAUGCUCGAAUAUUGAAUGAUGGAUUGUACAGGGCCGUGGAUGUCUUCCUGAAAGUUCAUCCAAAUAUGAAGGACUCGGAGCGCUACCGACUCUGCAAAACCAUUGACUGUCAGAAACUAUCUCAAGAAGCCUGCAGCCACGCUGCUCAAAACGAAAGGUUACCGGUGCAGAUGGCAGUCCAAGUGCUAUACUUUGAGCAAAUCAGGCUUCGAAACGCAAUGAAUGGAGGCCACAAUCAGUUUUUCUUUGGCUCGCUCAAUGGCCAGUUUCCUCAACGUUCAAGCAGCGGUGCAGGUAGUGGAGCCAUCUCACCCAGAGAUAAUUAUGCAUCUGUGAGAAGAGAGAACCGAGAGCUGAAACUUGAGGUUGCGAGAAUGAGGAUGAGGCUAACUGACUUGGAGAAAGACCAUGUCUCCAUGAAACAGGAGCUUGUAAGGACACAUCCUGCUAAUAAGAUCUUCAGAUCAUUCACCAGAAAAUUGAGCAAGCUCAAUGUUAUAUUUCGAAUCAGGGAUCUCAAGCCUGGUGGCAAGGCUGGUUCGGAAGGUCGUUUUCUAUUUCAGAAGCGAAGGCGUCACUCUGUUUCAUGAUCAUAUACCAGUGUGAAUAAUCAAAAAAGAGAGUGUAUAGUAUAACUAUUGUGAUUGUGCCUAAUGUCAAGUAAGGUUGAUAGCUUCGUGAGUUGAUUUUGUGUUGCUGUAUUCAGUGAGAUCACUCCCUUUGCCUUUUUCGUGGAGUCUUGAGGGCAGGCACUCAAUCAAACUUGUAGUAUUCUAAAGGUAUGCUUGAAAGCGUGUGAAUUAUUUAUUUAUUUUUUAACUUUGAAAUAGAUAUAAGCAACCUUAGAAGCACCA
Malania oleifera is the source of this 3118-nucleotide messenger RNA. Its product is annotated as BTB/POZ domain-containing protein At1g03010-like. The transcript is spliced from 4 exons. The record is from RefSeq and is a predicted model, not a curated record. Gene Ontology annotation, molecular function: protein binding. The coding region runs from base 962 to 2854 and encodes 630 amino acids. NCBI's taxonomy places the organism in Eukaryota, Viridiplantae, Streptophyta, Magnoliopsida, Santalales, Ximeniaceae.